AUGAUUCCUUCAUUUUCAAUGGCCCAAAAUUUUGGGGUCCAAAAUGGUCAACCUCGUAAUAAUUUUGUUCAACACCAAUCUACUCCGCUUAUUUAUGGUGCUGUUAUGCGUCAAGGUGCUACUCAAUCUCAAGUGCAAUUUCAACAAAUGAUGCCGCAACGGGUUGUUCAACAAAUUCCAAGUUUUGGGGUUCAACAGGUUUUUUAAAUUUUUUAUUAGAGACGGGGGUUGGGUCUGAAGUAGGACAUGGUUUAAUGUUUGUAGACUUACUUGGAUUCAUUCGAGGGACUUUCACGGGUAUUUGGUUUCUCCUGAUCCUGAUUU
Messenger RNA from Meloidogyne enterolobii, 324 nucleotides. The record is from the annotation of a GenBank genome assembly. Lineage: Eukaryota; Metazoa; Nematoda; Chromadorea; Rhabditida; Meloidogynidae.